Messenger RNA from Eimeria necatrix, 339 nucleotides. RefSeq lists its product as hypothetical. The coding region runs from base 1 to 339 and encodes 112 amino acids. The record is from RefSeq and is a predicted model, not a curated record. The transcript is spliced from 3 exons. Lineage: Eukaryota; Apicomplexa; Conoidasida; Eucoccidiorida; Eimeriidae.
AUGCUGCAGCAGCGCUCCGCGCUGCACUUGGCGCUGCUGCUGCUGCUGCUGCAGCAGCAGCAGCAGCAGCAGCCCGCGCCCCUGCCAGCAGCAGCAGCAGCAGCAGCAGCAGCAGCAGCAGCAGACCGCCCGCUGCAGCUAGAAGACCUGCUGCACAACACUCCCUGGCAAAUGGGAAGUUAUGCUUUAGAAGACAUCACAACAGACUCCAACUUGACAUUAUGGCAAAGAACUUAUUCUUCAUUAAAUGCGUUUCGUUUGGGCAAUUUGCUGGACGACCAUAUCAUAGAACUGUACUUGACAGCUCUCCAGGAGCGGAUUACAGCUGAGAACGCGUAA